GGUCGGAACCAUCACUUCCACACCGGCGACGGUCGAGUCCGUACCUGACCAUCACAUCUCCCGGUUACCUGUAUCAUCAUCGGCUACGUUUCAUCACCAUCAUGUCUCCGUCCGUCGUCGCGUUAUCGUCCGUUUGCGUGGCCCUGGCCGUUUUCGGUCUCGCGGCUUCCGUGCCCGUCGAACAACCGCAGCAACAGGUGCACCGACAAGAGGACGCGUCCGCCGCCGGAGGAUUCGGCACGGUCCUGUGGUCCGUGCUGGACGACUGUUUCUCCGGCGACGCGGCCGACACGGCCACGGUGUGCCUCAAGUCCAAAGCUCUGACGGCGCUGGACCGGGCCCUCGGCAAGUCCGCCCUGACCGUCGUCGAAGGCGUCACGCUGACCGCCCGGGCCGGCAAGUCGCUGGCCGUCGACCCGCAAGCCGACCGGGCCGAUCGGGCCGCCCUGGACGCAGCCCCGGACGCCGACAGCAAGAGCGCCCUGCUGGACGACAUGCUGGCCACCCGCAUGGAUAGGCUCAUGUCGACCAGGACCAUCGUUCUGGACGGUGCAGGUCAAGAAGGUCGCAAGAAGAAAGACAAGGCCAUGCAACAGGCCAUGAUGAUGGCUGGUAUGAUGGCAGCGGCGGUUAUGGGUCCGAUGGCUUUCAAAAUGUUGGCACUGAUUGCCGGAAAGGCGCUGUUGCUGAGCAAAAUCGCACUGGUUUUGUCUGGUAUCAUAGCACUCAAGAAGCUUCUGCAGCCACAACAGGGCGGACAUGAAUCCGAGUCGGUGUCCCAUCACUACGGUCGGAGCUUGCAACUCGAAGCUCAUGACGUAGCGUACUCGGCCCAAAAGCCUCAGUAGACGGUAUACCUUUACGUGACACGCGCAUUAUCGUCGUCGGCGACGAGUUAUGUUUUAAUUUUAUUAAGUUUGCACUAAUGUGCUACUAUUAAUUUAUUAUUUAUUUUUUUUUAUUUUAUAAGCCAAUCCACGUUGUUUGUUUACGAGUCGGAAUCGAUCGUGAACGAAAAUUGUAUUCGUUCGAGUUUCGCACUCGUCUUAUGAAAAAUAUUUUAAUCAUUGUUUUAAUGUUAUUACUGAUGUACUAUAAAAAUAUGGAGUUGAUAAAUGAAAAAAAAAUCAAAAUGUUUAUAAAUCCAAAA
Messenger RNA from Aphis gossypii (cotton aphid), 1150 nucleotides. RefSeq lists its product as uncharacterized. The coding region runs from base 102 to 848 and encodes 248 amino acids. The transcript is spliced from 2 exons. NCBI's taxonomy places the organism in Eukaryota, Metazoa, Arthropoda, Insecta, Hemiptera, Aphididae. The record is from RefSeq and is a predicted model, not a curated record.